AUGGCGGGAGAAGACUCGAGACACGAUUACUCUGGACAAUUUAUUGCAGCUUCCGAAUCGAAUAACCCGUGGCCAGAGUUCGAGAGACACUGCUGUAUUCGUUUGCGCGCACUUGAGUUCUUGGAGGCAGUUCCGCGCAGAACUUGGUGGUCACUGCUCCUAGCACCACUCAUUGCUUACCUCUCCGAUAUGAUAUACUGGCAGCUACAUGAGCAGGUGAGGCAGCUUUCAAGCUCUGAGGAUGGCGCCAAACGCCUUAUCACGGCGAUUAUCCAACGACCUAGUCUGUUGCAGUGGAAGUACCUUGUCAGGGGAUGGUCGCAAGGGAUAUACAAGUCCCUCCUUGACGCAAUUUUCGCCUCUCACGGAACCACACUUCCUAGCUGUGGUAUUACCUAUAAUCAGGAUGGUGACUGUGAGAGAAUACUGCUUGCCACCUGUGGUGUAUAUGCGGAAUACGAGCCCUCCCACGGAAGCGAGGGCAACCCAGACCAGUGGACUCUGUAUCAGGCCUGGAUCAAAGCCCGGAUCCAUAUUGAACAGCCUCGCCCAGCUUGCAAUCAAGAUAGUUCAUGUGGAAUGAUGAGCAUCGUUCAUAGCACCUGGCUCACCUGCUACGCGCGAAGCGGCAUAUUCGCGCACGGCAUCGCCGGAAAUUCUCGGGAUGUUGUGUGGUCAAUGGCGAUAAAGUCCGGCAUGUGCUUCACAAGCGCAGAAGAAUAUGCCUCCAUCACAUUAUGCCAAUUGAUGGGACAAAUCCAGCAUCGUGGUAACGAUCUCAGCGACGGGUUCGCAGCAGCGGGGUUCAUAAGGGCCUACCGCCGACGAUUUGAAUCCAUGGAUUCCAGUUGCAUUGUCCGUUACGGGGUUAAUCUGCGACUGGGAGCAUUCAGCUGCAUCUACCAACUGGGCCGGUUCGCACCCAAGGCUGUGGAGUUGCUCGAUGGCGGCAGUGUUUGUGUAUCUUCGAGCGGCCGUACUGCAAAAAUUGUUGCAUCGGAUCCGCCGAUUAUUGAAGGCUGUCCCAGCGUGAUGUUUGAUGCAUGGGUACACGCCGUGGAGCUUGAAGAGGUGACAGUGGACGAAGAAGCUUCCCAGGCAUGGGAUCGUUGGCUUGAGGUUGUGUUUGACCGACGCAAAACCUCCCUCAGUAUCCCCGUUCGAUGCAGUUUGUGUCAUUUUGCGAUAUCGGGCUCUUCAGGGAACGAGUCUCACCCGGGAUGUAUCCCAUCUCGUCAAUAA
Messenger RNA from Penicillium macrosclerotiorum, 1242 nucleotides. RefSeq lists its product as uncharacterized. NCBI's taxonomy places the organism in Eukaryota, Fungi, Ascomycota, Eurotiomycetes, Eurotiales, Aspergillaceae. Bases 1 to 1242 code for a protein of 413 amino acids. The record is from RefSeq and is a predicted model, not a curated record. The transcript has a single exon.